AUGCUAGAAGAAAGCUGCACUGUAAAACUAAUCCAGUUGAAAGCUGAGGAGUACAGAGGUCCAGGUCCUGCCAUGCCCGUUCCACUGCUCCCGCUGGUGCUUCGAUCGCUGCUGUCCCGCCUGCUGCUGCCCGUUGCCCGCCUGGCCCGGCAGCACCUCCUGCCCUUGCUGCGCCGGCUGGCCCGCCGACUGAGCUCCCAAGACAUGAGAGAGGCUCUGCUGAGCUGUCUGCUCUUUGUCCUCAGCCAGCAACAGCCACCGGAUUCUGGAGAGGCCUCCAGAGUGGACCACUCCCAGAGGAAGGAGAGAUUGGGCCCCCAGAAGUGA
Mus pahari (shrew mouse) is the source of this 327-nucleotide messenger RNA. It is a transcript of the gene Mymx, whose product is annotated as myomixer, myoblast fusion factor. Gene Ontology annotation, biological process: skeletal muscle organ development; myoblast fusion. Lineage: Eukaryota; Metazoa; Chordata; Mammalia; Rodentia; Muridae. The record is from RefSeq and is a predicted model, not a curated record. Gene Ontology annotation, cellular component: plasma membrane; endoplasmic reticulum membrane; Golgi membrane.